AGCAGUCAGCGCAGAAAAUCCAAUAUGGUGUCUGUCGUUCAGCGGUUCACGUCGGAUGCUCGUGUUUUGCGAUAAAAUCAUCGUCCGGCGACCGCUUAGCCCGCAGUAAUUAUGAAAAUUCGACUGAAAGCGUCGCGCCGCACGUGAAGAUUCUCAUGCCACAGUGUCCCGCGCGCGUUCGACAGCCGUGAGAGAAGCCAGUGCCUCGGAGACGGAGUGGCCCGAGAGACUCCCUGUCUUCGGUGUGGAAUUUCGCGAGAGUAAAAAGGCGGGACACUGAAAAUUCCGUGGAUAUGGAAACCGACAAGGUGGUGGGUGGCGCGGGGAUGAGUGACUCGGAGGCGGCGGCGAUGAAAAUCAAAGAGAAGAAACGGAACUCGCUAGCGGACAUCGCAACGUUAGACAUAAAGUCGCGUCUGAGUUUGGAGGCGACGGAGGCUCGCAGCGAGCCUCACGUCAACGGGGUAGCGCAAGUGAACGGUGUCUGCGACUCCCCGCAAAGAACUGCCGACGUUACCGAUCUCUCCCCGCAAUCCGAAACAAUGGAAACUAGUCAUUUAAACCAACGUGAAGAAGCGGAAACAUCACCUGUGGAAAGUAAAGACAACGAUAUCCAGUAUGUUAGCUACACGAGUGAACUACAAAUGCCUGAUAUUAUGAAAUUAAUACAGAAGGACCUAAGUGAACCGUACUCUAUUUACACAUAUAGAUAUUUUAUCCAUAACUGGCCGAAAUUGUGCUUCCUGGCGAUGCAUGGUGACGAGUGUGUCGGUGCCAUUGUCUGCAAACUGGACAUCCACAGAAAGGUGAUAAAGCGCGGCUACAUCGCGAUGCUGGCUGUCGACGUAAAAUAUCGGAAACGGAAGAUCGGCUCGAAUCUGGUGAGGCGGGCCAUUCAGGCGAUGGUGGAGGACGACGCGGACGAGGUGGUCCUGGAAACGGAAAUCACCAACCGGCCGGCGCUACGUCUGUAUGAGAACCUUGGAUUUGUGCGCGACAAACGAUUAUUUCGAUAUUAUUUAAACGGCGUGGACGCGUUGCGACUGAAAUUAUGGCUCAGGUGAAAUUCAUCUGCGUGCUUAUGUCAAUAGGUAUUUAAAUAAUUACAAUGUUGAAGAGAGGACAACAUCUAUGCUCUACUAUAUCAGGCAAACGUACGACAUUAAUGUCAAAGAGAUUAUACACACUUUUAAACAACGCACAAACGUUGCGUUUCCGUUGCAAUAUACCGACGCGAUUUUCCCUGAACGUUUUAAGGCAUCCACCUUGAAGUAUUCGAUUAAUAGUCGCGGUUAAAAUGAAUAAUUUUGCGCUGCGACGAGGAAUAACGGAUUAUUUCUCGAAGAUAAUUUUUCGUAGCAAAUUAAUUUCCUGUAUUGAUUAAUCUCAAUACAAAAACUCCAGCAGCCUACGCCAUUCGUCAAGGGUAGACACAUAUGCAUAUAUAUAAUUUGUUAAUAGUGCCUAACUGUUGCCUGAUUGUUAGUUACUUUGUUAUCAAUUCCGCUGCAAUUCCUUUGAUAUUAAUGUCAAGUGAUCAAGAUAGAUUUCAAUUGCAGCUUGAGGAUGAAGUAAAGAGAGUGAUAUAGCAAGCGACAAAAAUCGAGACUGUGAGAACUAUACUGAAAAUAAUCAAUGUAUUUUGCUGCGUCUCAUAUUGAUAAAGUGCACAGCUUGAAGCAAUGGGGCAUAUUUUUGCGUUCGAUUCGAGUAAAUCGUAAAUUGUACAUUGUUCCAAUCGUAGCUUUUCUAUUUCCGUGAAGAUCUUAUUUGACAGCCCUCAGCUAUACAAAAACAUUUGUUGUAAGCAAGAAACGAUGAAGCAGAAAUGAAACAAACUUAGACAAUCGUCGCUCUCGUAUUGACAGAUUUUAUUCGUGUACAGUAUUUCGAUGUAGAGUAAACAAAUAACAUCAUAAUAUUGAACGAUUAGAAGAUUACUUAAUGUCGCAUUAAAAUUCUUGCAAUCGUGCAAUGUUGUAGAUUUACCGCUGCGUAACAUUGCGCCAAGUGUACGAUUUUGUCAGUGUGAACGGCAGUUUAAUAGUAACAAAAAAAGAAAAAAGAACGAAAUUUCCGGUAAAGAGAACGGCGAACGUUUUAGAAGAAAAUAUUUCCGUUUGAAAUUAAGUAAAAGUGAUAUAUACGGAGAUAUUGAUAUUUAUAUAUCUAACAUUAAACGUGAUGAUGAGACACAAAAGGGAAAAAAAAGAAUUAUCGUUUAUCGAAAUCGAGUUUUGCGAGAAACCCUCACGCGGUUAAUGCGACGAGUGGGUGGAAUGUAUUACUGUCUAUACCCAUUAUAUCUAUCUUUGUAUAAAAUAAAUGCGAAGCACAGAUCAUAAUGUAACUAUUAAAAAAAUGUAAAAAUGUUAAUAAAAAUACAUAAAUGUUUUUACACGUGUCUCGUGAUUAUGAUACGUUUGUUUAGUUACAUUAUGAAUUGUUUAAAUUAAGUGUUGACUCGAAAAAUGCUUCUGCGUUUGUACAAUGUACAUAUGGCUGAAAAUAUUAAUAUUAUCCUCAAAA
Molecule: messenger RNA, 2529 nt
Organism: Ooceraea biroi (clonal raider ant)
Lineage: Eukaryota; Metazoa; Arthropoda; Insecta; Hymenoptera; Formicidae
Product: N-alpha-acetyltransferase 30
Biological process (GO): N-terminal peptidyl-methionine acetylation
Cellular component (GO): NatC complex
Molecular function (GO): protein-N-terminal amino-acid acetyltransferase activity
Source: RefSeq, a predicted model, not a curated record